AUCUUGUCUUGAGUUGAACUAAAGCAAAAUGUUUAGGAAGCGAAUCAAAGAUUUAGUUCAUGAGUCAAAUCUGAUCAGCGGGCUUCAUGCUUGCCGUAGUCGCAGCGGCACCACCAACCAACCGGCCAACAUGGCGUGCUUGGAUGUACACGUCCGAAUAUGCGAACAAGAAAUACUUAAAUAUGAUUUGGAAAUAAAGGCCCUCGUCCAGGAUGUAAGGGAGUGUACGGGACCUCAAAGCACACUGACAGAACUCAAUUCAAAAGUGAUAGAGAGUUUCCAGAACCUCAGGCUGCGGAUACAGGAUCUAGAGCAAAUGGGCUUGGAGCAGGACAAGGAGUCUGAUAAGCAGGCUUUACUGCAGCAGGUAGAGGGUCAUCGAAAACAGAUGAUCAGCAACCAAAUUGCUUGGAGAAAAGCAAACCUGACCAGUAAAAUGUCAAUCGAUGCCCUGGAGAAGGAGGCUCUGCUUAAUGGAGACGAUGCUUUGAGGAAAAGGAAGAAGACCAAGGGGGACCUGACUCAGACCUCCAGUGACAUCACAGAGAGCCUGAUGAGCAUGAGUCGUAUGAUGGCACAGCAGGUGGAGCAGAGUGAGGACACCAUGACAACACUGGCCACGUCCUCCAAGUCGGUCCAGGAGACCAACGAGGAGUUCAAGGCCAUGACAGGCACCAUCCAGCUGGGCAGGAAGCUUAUCACCAAGUACAACCGUCGGGAGCUCACCGACAAGCUGCUCAUCUUCCUGGCCCUGGCCCUCUUCUUCUCCACCGUGCUCUACAUUGUCAAGAAGAGACUCUUCCCCUUCCUGUAGGAGACCACCAUGGAAAGCCCCCCCCCCCCCCCCCCACACACACACACUCCAAACGCUUUAAUAUCUCCUCCCAUCUGAAGUCGAAUACUCGAAUACUGCUGCUAGCGAGCCGACUCUGUGCAUGGCAUUGUGGAUGUUGUGCUCUGCUGUAUGCCUGUGGUGCUGUUUAGGUGUACUCCGUAGGAUAUCUAUUGAUCAAUCAAUCUCCGGUAACCCAUUGCCUCAAAAAAGCAAGCACUGAUUGCACACUGGUUCACUAAGGUUUUAGUGUUCUCCGCAAAUAUCCCAGUAGCAGGAAGUGAGCUGUAGUUCUCUCUAUUAUUUUGGUGAUGCUGUGCAUUGCCGUGAAUGAGGGCCAAUGUCAGUAGAGUUAGCUGGUUUUAAAAUAUAUCUAUUUUAAUAUUGUUAUUAAUAUUCCACCUCUUUUCCUUCUAUUGCCCAAAGCUGGAUAAGGAAAAGCUUAAAGGUUAACCAUAUCAUUUCUUUAUUCCAUUUUUUGUCAAUCCCUUCUCUCCCUAGUAACUAACGUUAUAAUAAUCCGAAAAUAAAUACUAUUUUAUUUUAACACACUUAUAUUGAGUGUCUUUAAUUGAAAAUCUCUGGGUGUAUUCACUAUUUAAAAUCCCGACAGUGAUUGUUUGCACUGUAAUUAUCCUGUUAUUUGACGUUACAUUUAGUUAACCAAUUUGAAGAAAUUACUUAUUUUUGAGAAUUGGAGCUUUACAUUAUUUAAUAAUCAUCCCAAUGUUUAUUUAUAUAUCAUAUCCCCUGUUUGCAAUUGAAUUGUUAUUAUAUAACCUGCAGUAUUUGUAAGGCUUACAUGGACCAAUAAACCAUACCAGUGUACUAGCAA
Molecule: messenger RNA, 1667 nt
Organism: Gadus morhua (Atlantic cod)
Lineage: Eukaryota; Metazoa; Chordata; Actinopteri; Gadiformes; Gadidae
Product: vesicle transport protein SEC20
Exons: 6
Coding region: 29-814 (261 amino acids)
Biological process (GO): retrograde vesicle-mediated transport, Golgi to endoplasmic reticulum
Cellular component (GO): SNARE complex; endoplasmic reticulum
Molecular function (GO): SNAP receptor activity
Source: RefSeq, a predicted model, not a curated record